Prorocentrum cordatum is the source of this 957-nucleotide messenger RNA. NCBI's taxonomy places the organism in Eukaryota, Dinophyceae, Prorocentrales, Prorocentraceae. The record is from the annotation of a GenBank genome assembly.
AUGGUGGAGCCGAGGCCGCCGCCGAUCGCGGCCCUCGGGGAGCCCGAGGCGCUGCUGGUGUCACUGUUCCUCUGUCCCGUGGACGCGUGCCGAGUGCAGGCCGCCGCCGGGUGCGGCCCGCUCCUCGCCGCGGCCAGAGCCGACACGCUGUGGGCCGAGCUCGCCCGCCGCGCCUUCGGCCUGCGCGGCGCGCCCGCGGCGCCGAGGGCCGCCGGGCAGGACGCCGCUUCCUGGCGGGACGCCUACUCGAAGUGGGCGCGGGUCUCGCGCGAGGUCGGCCUCGGGCACGCCGGCGGUGCGCCGGCGGAGUGGAUCGACGCGUGGCACGUGGCGCGGCGGUGGCUGAAGAAGCACGCGCCCGACAUCGACAGCUCCCUGAACCCGCCUGUGAAGCAGGCAAGCGUGGACGCACUGCAGGCAUACAUGGGCGACCUGAAGAUCCCGUCCGGUUCGCUCGGGCUCUGGAGCGUGUGCGACGGGCAGAGAGCGCCGAUGGUCAGCGGCGUGCCGCUGCAGCAGCGGCUGCUCCGCAACGACGACCGCUGGGCCAGCGGCCUGUUCGGCGGCUACGCGGUGUACGACCACGAGGUGUCCGUCGUCUUCCUUCCCCUGGCCGACGCCCUGAAGCUCACGGAGACGAUCCACAACAUGGGCGGAGCCUUCGGCAGGCGGGGCAGCAUGCUCGCUUUCGCCUGCUCCUUCAACUACACCAAGUUCUACUGCGUGGACCUCUCGGACUUGAGCGUGCAUGCCUGGCGCCACGACCGCGAGGGCUUCGAGCCCAUGGCGCCGGCCGGCGCUGGGCUGCUCGGGUGGUUCACGGAGUUCACCCGCCGCCUGGACAGCGGCGUCUACCAGAGCGCGCUGCUGAAACCAGAGCGCGACCUGUCCUUUGGCAUCAGCGUCCUGCCCGCGGCUGGCCCGGACUUGAUGCGCUGCGUCACCCGCGGCGUGGAG